AUGGACACCUCGUAAGCAAACGUACGUCCCAAGUUGAUUGCUGUCAUAUUGUUGAUCAAUUUGUUAACUGAAUUUAAAGACUUAACAAUAUAAUAAUACAAACGUUAUAUCACCCAUGGAGUAGUUGUGUGAAAAGGUCUGGUGGAUAAAAGGAUGAAUUUUUCCUUUGCUGGAUGUGGAUUUUUAGGUAUCUACCAUGUUGGAGUCGCGAGCUGUUUAAAACAGCAUGUCCCGCAUUUGGUGGACAGCGUGAAGUUUGGAGGAGCUAGUGCUGGGGCAAUUGUAGCCUGUUGUUUGAUGUGUGAUUGUUGCCUAGGUGAAUGUACAAGUUUUACUCUAAGACUAGCCAGCAAGGCCAGGCAUCACUCCUUAGGACCUCUGCACCCAAGUUUUGAUAUCAACCGUAUUUUAAGAGAUGCUCUUUAUGAAGUGCUACCAGAAAAUGCCCAUAAGAUUACAUCUGGACGAUUACAUAUCUCCAUAACUCGUGUUUCUGACAGAAAGGCUGUGAUUGUGUCAGAGUUUGAGUCCAAAGAUGAACUAAUUCAGGCUCUGCUGACCAGUGCUUUUGUCCCACUGUACUCCGGUUUGGUGCCACCUUCAUUCCGUGGUGUGAGGUAUGUUGAUGGUGGAUUGAGUGACAACAUCCCUCAGCUAAACAAUGAGACUAUCACAGUUUCACCAUUUUGUGGCGAAAGUGACAUAUGUCCUCGAGAUGCCUCCGCCAAUCUGAUGCACAUCACACUGGCUAACACUAGCUUCCAAUGUUCGGGUGACAAUCUAUAUCGCAUGAGUCGGGCUCUGUUUCCACCCCAUCCCGAAAUUCUCAGUGAUAUGUGCCAGGAGGGUUUUGAUGAUUGUCUCAAGUUCUUACAGAGAAACAAUCUGAUAUCAUGUACACGACAUCUAAGUGUUCGAUCUGAAAUCAUUUCGGUAUCUAAGGGCAUGUUAGAAUCCACAUCAGAAGACCUAUUGGAAGAUGAAGAUAAAUCUUCUUCAGGAGAAGAAACCUCUGAAGAUGAUAUAGAUGGUGUGUGUGAGGGGAACCAUGAGGAGGAUGAAGGAUGUGCUGACUGUAAAAGGAAGGUCCAGGUUGCACUGAUAGACACACUGCCUCCCUCAGUAGUUGAAGCUUUUCAGGCCACAUCUGAUUCCAUGAACACAGGUAUGAUCAGUUGUGUAAGACAGAACCGAGCCUUUCGUCUCCUUUUGGCUAUGGGUACACCCUGGUUACUGCCUGCUGACAUCUUUUAUACCUACACACUUAGAGCACUUCGAUACUUACCUUCCCUGCCUCAUGAUGUACGUACUUUGUAUGCAGAAGGGAGAGAACUCCUGAAUGCUUUGUUAUCCCACCUAUCUAGACACAGCAGAAAGUACACAGCUAGAUUCACGUGUCAGCUGGCCAUAACAGAGGUGAAUUACCCUAGUGGAGGUGACAUUGAGAGAGCUCUUGCAUCCAAUGAUCCUUUCUUACCAGUCCCUGAAGAACCAAUUAUCCGCAACCUCAACAUUGGAUUUGCUGUCGAUUUUGAAACUGACCGUCCAAAUUCCAUUCAUUCUAUACAAGACCUCGAGGGCCGAAUGGAGCACAUGGAUUUGAAUGGAAUAGAACUUCAGUCCCAAGGGAAUGGCCAGAAUGUGUCAAUUAGUACAGAUCUACAGCAGCUACAGUCUUCCCAGGUACCUUGUCAGCUCAUCUUUGAUACAUUUGAACAGUGCCUUCACAUAUCCAAUGAAAUGGAGUCAACCAUAGCUUACUACUACAGGGAUGAAAACAAUUCCAACACCUAUAACUUCCAAGAGAUUUACAACAUUGAUAAUGUUGACCUAAACAUUCCAAGUACUAUUGACACAAUUCAAACCUCCCACAAUACCUCAAAGAUGGCCGACACCAACAAUGAUUCAUGGGAUAAUUUUGUUGAACGCAAUGCAAACCUUGAACAGGAGGUGGAUGAACACAUUCGACAGGAAAUCGUUCUAGUGCCACAUGAGAACGAAAAGCAAACCAAUGCAGCAUCGAACAGAGUUCCAGAUGAAGGUGUGUGACUCCUGAUAAUAAGUUGAACUUGGUAUAAAGAGUGAUUGUCAAUGACAAGGACUGUGCUAAAUGUAUAUAAAAAGUAUUUAUUUUUGUAUUGAAGUAUUAUAUGUAUGCUUGAAAUACUCACCCAUUGUGAAAUGGCAGAAAUAUUGAAACCAUAAGCUAAAAUCGUAUAUUUUUAGCAAAUCAUGUUUAUGUGAAUGUUUCUUAAGCAAGGCCUUUUGAAAAGAAAGUGUUGAUGUUGUUAAGUUAUUUUUGUUUUGUUAUUGUUAAAUAUUUUAGUGCAGACAUUACCAGUAUAUUUUAAAUUUGAAUUUUAUGACAUUGCAGGAUACGAUUAAUUUUACUUAUAUAUACACAUGUAAAACAGUUUUAAAAUGGGAUGCAACUAUUAUACUUGUUUUAGUUUUUAGGUCUGUUUUACAUAGUCGUGAGUCCUCCGUUCAGAUUUAUGUAUGUGAUACGGGGUUUUUAAAUAUCAGUGAAUGUUCUCUGUAUUUGAAUUUCUAAAGUAAAAUCACUUUUUAUGAUAUUGAUUUUAUCUGAAAAGCAAACUUGUAUGUAAAUGACACAUUUUAUGUUUGUGUGUGUAAUUCAAGUUCAAGUCUGAAAUGAUAAUUGAAUAUAUUUUAACAGUUAAUUUUGUAAAAAUAUCUAUUUAUUUGUAAUACACUUUAGCUUCACAGUUAGAUUGGACAAUUUUUAACAUCACAUAUCAGGUACCCUUGGCUAUAAAUAUUUUUGCUAUUGAUCUUUAUCUUAUACUCGCCCUCCAAGUCCUAAUUUUAAUCGUAGUGUUAGAUACUAGGUGCUGUUGAUUUUGACAUUUGUAUGCUAUUUUUUACACCAAGACUUUCAGAAACAGAGCAUUUUCUGAUUUAGUUUAGAAUCGAUUUUUCUUUGUGUUGUACUGUAAAGUUUUAGAAUAAAAACUUAGUAUCAAGCAAGCUUGAAAAUUAAGCAGGUUAAAUGUUAGUUGUUUUAGAAGCAUCAUGUUAAGUAUUUCUGUUGUUUGUUGUAGGUGUGUUGAUUUCAUUUUACAUCAAUAGUGCAGUACUUAUCAUCUUAUAUAUUUAUAUAUAAUGCACAAGUAUAUAUGUAAUAUGCAGAAUUUGCCUUAUAUAUGAUGAACUGAGUCAUAAAGCUUUCUACCUCAUCACCUGUGUUUGAUAAUGACAGAAUCCAAAUGUAUAUUUCAGGUAAGCAUCAAACACUUGUGCUGAUCUGGGCAUGUUAAGACCUGUUAGUUGAUUAUGAAGUUCUUUAUAAUUUUUGAUGCUGCGGAUUGUUUAAAUUAUUAAAUUGAACAAAAAUAAAA
Molecule: messenger RNA, 3362 nt
Organism: Ylistrum balloti
Lineage: Eukaryota; Metazoa; Mollusca; Bivalvia; Pectinida; Pectinidae
Product: patatin-like phospholipase domain-containing protein 2
Exons: 8
Coding region: 154-2049 (631 amino acids)
Biological process (GO): lipid homeostasis; triglyceride catabolic process
Cellular component (GO): membrane; lipid droplet; cytoplasm
Molecular function (GO): triacylglycerol lipase activity
Source: RefSeq, a predicted model, not a curated record